ACAAGUGAAAGCACGAACAUGAAAGUGGUGGUGGACAGAACGUCGCGUUUGUUCCGUCCGGAGGUACAGUUAUCAAACGACAUUAAGCUGACCUGAUUAUGGAGCAGGCUCCAGCCUCUAAGCACUAACCUACCAUCCAGGCUAUCAGACCACAUGACUGGACCUCCUCGCCUUCUUUCGGCUGCCUCUGAUGUUUUGCAGGAAGGUGGUUUCUUCUUCUUCUUCUUCAACACCCAGCCUGAGUAGUAGUAGUAGACUGAGAAGCAGUCCCGACCUCUGCACCUACCUGCGGCUCCUUAAGGACUGCUUCACCCUCGACCAAUUGAACCAGAUCCAGUCUCACAUCAUCGUCGGCGGCCUGCAACAGAAUCUAGUUGUUGCCACCAAGCUCAUCCACAGGCUUUCCGACUUCGGCCGCCUCUCCCAAGCCCAGUCCCUCUUCUCCGCUACUCCCAACCCCGACCUCUUUCUCUUCAAUGUCCUUCUUCGAGCUCACGCUCAACACGUGUCCCCUGUCUCUGCCCUUUCCCUCUACUCUUGCCUUCUCUCUCGUCGCCUUUCCCCCGACAACUUCACAUUUGCGUUUGUCGUCUCCUCCUCCACCGCGUUCCGGUCGCCCGAGCCUGGUCGGCAGCUUCAUGCCCACGCCAUACUCCAUGGGUUUGGACUAGACCGGUUCGUCUCCUCCGCCCUUACCGCCUUGUAUUUGAAUUUCCAGGAUCUGAACUCUGCAUGCCAACUGUUCGACAGGUGUCCUGAGCGUGAUACAGUCUCAUGGAACACCAUGGUUUCCGGGCUUGUCCAAAACUGCUGUUUUGAAGAAGCUCUGAGCCUAUUCGAGCAGAUGGUAUCUUCUGGGGAAGCGUUCGACGGCACUACCCUCUCCGCCCUUCUUCCAGCAGCUACAGAGUUGCAGGGAUUGGAACUUGGGAGGAAGAUACAUUGCCUUUCCAUCAAGAUAGGGUUCGACUCUCACGCUUGUGUCAUCACCGGCCUUGUUUCCAUGUAUGGAAAAUGCGGAGACGUCCAAGAUGCCUCGUUCCUUUUCAACCAGACGCAGAAGAAUCGUGACACUAUAUCUUGGAACGCAAUCAUUUCCCUGUAUUCCUUCAACGCGGACAUCGAAGCGUCCAUCUCCUUGUUUACCAAAAUGAGAGCUACUGUAGGUGCUUGUGUGAAUUUCAGCACCAUUGUGGCCGCAAUUCCAGUCUUCUCACCAUUUGGGCAUUUGAUGUUGUCGAGUUCUAUACAUGGAUAUGCGGUCAAGGCGGGCAUGGACCAGAACACGUCCAUCGCUACUGCCCUCAUGAUUGUGUAUGCCAGAUGCAACAACGUGGAAUCUGCAAGGCAGCUGUUCGACCAGACCCCUGGUAAAAGUUUGGCGUCGUGGAAUGCCAUGAUCUCCAACUACACACAGAUGGGAUGUACCGAGGAGGCCAUCAAGCUUUUCCAGGAGAUGCAAUUGCAGGAUGUGGAGCCUAAUCCGGUGACAAUGGCCAGCAUUCUCUCUGCUUGCGCGCAGUUGGGUGCCUUGAUGCUCGAAAAACGGAUCCACGAGCUGAUCGUCAGCAAGGGCUACGACUCCACAAUGUCUGUCUCCACUGCACUAAUAGACAUGUAUGCCAAAUGUGGGAAGGUUGAUAAGGCUCCUGAUGUUUUCGAUGCAUUGCGCAACAAGAACGUUGUUUCCUGGAACGCCAUGAUAGCGGGCUUUGGGAUGCAUGGGCAUGCCAAGGAAGCUUUGGAACUCUUCUCGGAUAUGUUGCGUUUGUGCACAAAGCCUACCAACAUCACGUUCGUAGGCUUGUUGUUCGCCUGCAGUCAUGCCGGGCUAGUGAGCCAAGGGUGGCAGCUAUUCCAAUCAAUGACCUGCGAUCACUCGAUACUGCCUAAGAUUGAGCACUACUCUUGCAUGGUCGACCUUCUCGGCCGGGCCGGUAGGCUUGAUGAUGCACUCAAUUUCAUCAGGGCGAUGCCCAUAAGGCCUACUUCAGGUGUUUGGGGAGCCAUGCUUGCAGCUUGCAGGGUUCAUCGGAACGUUGAACUCGCAAGCCUUGCUGCCGAGCGGUUAUUUGAGUUGGAGCCGGAGAGUGGCUACCAUGUGUUGCUCUCCAACGUGUACUCCACGAGCGGGCGUUGGCAGGAGGCCGCGGGAGUCCGUCAAUUGGUGCGGAGCAAGAAGAUGAUGAAAACGCGUGGCUAUACCCUCAUCGAGCUAGAUGAGAAGGUGCAUACGUUCAGAGCCGGUGACUGGAGCCACCCUCGUUCAAGUGAAAUAUACAAAAUGUUGGAGAAGUUGGCUGGAAAGAUGAUGGAAGUGGGUUACAGGGCUGCAACCGACUUGGCUUUGCACGAUGUGGAGGAAGAGGAGAAGGAAAGCAUGCUCAACGUUCAUAGUGAGAAGCUGGCCAUCGCUCUUGGGCUGAUUAGCACCGAACCUGGGACACCCAUUAGGAUUAUCAAGAACCUGCGGGUUUGCCUAGAUUGUCACACUGCCACAAAGUUCAUAUCAAAAGUGAUGCACCGUCUUAUUAUAGUGAGGGAUGCAAACCGGUUCCACCAUUUUACUGAUGGCUCGUGUUCAUGUGGAGAUUAUUGGUGAGACAAAGCAUCAGUCUUUACAACAUGAGAGGGGAUAGCAGUCUAUGGGGGCCCUAGGGCUAGAACAUGAUUGUAGUUUUUUAGGCCUAGCCGUGUAUUGAGGCGAAGACUUGGUAUUCUAUGCAACAUGCAUCAAUUCCUCGUGGCUUUUAAAUUGACUUCUCUGGCACCCUAUUUCAGGGGACUUUGAAAGCCUUUUAAAGACGAGGAGAAUAAGCAGAUGAGCAUAGCCAAGAAAUUUAAAACUUCUGAGGACUAAAAGGUUGAGAGGCAUCUUGUUCAACUUGGGAUAAAAAACUAUUAAGAUGUGCAGAUCACCAGGAUUAAAUUUUAGUGCAGUUCAAUGACGGCUCUUGCUUCAUGAAUGUGAAUGAGGUGAAAAAGAUGUAAUCAGUUGCAACAGCAUCUGCUAGCUGGAGGAAGAGGGAGGCGUGGGUCUUUUUCCUAUCAGAAAGGCCAAGGGGCUAGCAUGGGCCUAAUAACUAGCACGACCUCAUCCCUUGGUGGUCAAAACAAUUUAAAAGAUGUACCUAUCAAGGAGCAGCCUAAUGAACAACAUAUUCCAGGGCUUGGCUUGGGUGGGGUGAUUGUGCGUGAAAAGACCUGGUAUCCUAAAGCAUCGGGAAUGGAGACAACAUCCAUUUCUGGGAGGACUGAGGUAGAGGUAAUCUAUGGUGGAAAUCAAAGGAGAAGACUUCUCGUAUCUCCACCAUUUAUAGAAUGGAAACUAGGGGCAUCUGUCGAUAUCAUCAACAACUAAGUCUUAGCUGCUUUCAAGAUUGUUUAGUAUGUGAAUACUGGCCAAUGUUGGCUUGUUGACACAGAUUAUAUUCUUUCAUUUCAAGGAAGCCUUUAGCUGACAUCGGUAGAAAAGAGAUCUAGGGGGCAUCCGAAGGAAAAACAUCUGUGACAUAUGGUUGCGCAGAGUUUAGGAGGCUCCUGCCGCUCCUAGUGGGCGCUGAUUGGAAGAGGAUGAAAUGCAAGGUUGCAGUUCAAGACACCCGAACAUCAACAAGCAACUAUUUUCUAAUGAAAAUAUAUUAGGUUUGAAGGACCCUAACAGACCUUUCCCUACUAGCCAGUUUGGCGAUGCAUCAGGGCUGGGCUUUUGUAGCGCAGGAUGGAAAGUGUUGAUUAGUCUGUUGUGCCACUCAAAAGUAGGUUCCUCGCUUACCAAAUCCUUUUUAUGUUCAUGUUUGUGUGUAUACAUUGCAGAGCCUAGUCUGGACACGUGUGUGUGUGUGUGUUUUUCCAGUCAAUUGUUGGUUUUCUGUUUUUGGUGUAGAAACGUAUGUUAGUAUUGAGUAUGAAGCCUCCUCUAUGUUUGA
This is a messenger RNA of Nymphaea colorata (pocket water lily), 3929 nucleotides long. Its product is annotated as pentatricopeptide repeat-containing protein At4g30700-like. The record is from RefSeq and is a predicted model, not a curated record. Gene Ontology annotation, molecular function: protein binding; RNA binding; zinc ion binding. NCBI's taxonomy places the organism in Eukaryota, Viridiplantae, Streptophyta, Magnoliopsida, Nymphaeales, Nymphaeaceae. Gene Ontology annotation, biological process: RNA modification.